Messenger RNA from Ornithorhynchus anatinus (platypus), 4585 nucleotides. RefSeq names its product disco interacting protein 2 homolog B (gene DIP2B). Bases 138 to 4505 code for a protein of 1455 amino acids. The transcript has 36 exons. The record is from RefSeq and is a predicted model, not a curated record. NCBI's taxonomy places the organism in Eukaryota, Metazoa, Chordata, Mammalia, Monotremata, Ornithorhynchidae.
CCCCGUCCGCGGCCCCGGCCUCGGCCCCCUCCAAGUACCACCGGGCCCGCUCGGGGGGCGCCCGCGACGAACGCUACCGCUCAGACAUCCACACCGAGGCGGUGCAGGCAGCUCUGGCGAAGCACAAGGAACAGAAGAUGGCACUGCCCAUGCCCACCAAAAGGCGGUCUACGUUCGUCCAGUCGCCCGCGGACGCCUGCACGCCCCCAGACACGUCUUCGGCCUCGGAGGACGAGGGCUCUCUGCGGCGCCAGGCUGCCCUGUCCGCCGCCCUGCAGCAGAGCCUCCAGAACACCGAGUCCUGGAUCAACCGCUCCGUCCAGGGAUCGUCCACCUCCUCCUCCGCCUCCUCUACGCUGUCCCACGGCGAGGCCAAGGGGACCAGCGGGUCGCUGGCCGAGGUGUUUGCCGGCCCCAGGAUAGAGAAUUUCUCCACGCCCCCAGAUGUCACAACUACCUCCUCGUCUUCGUCCUCGGCGCGCCCGGCCAACAUCGACCUGCCCCCGUCCGGGAUCGUCAAAGGCUCGCACAAGGGCUCCAACCGCUCCAGCCUCAUGGACACCGCUGAUGGGGUCCCCAUCAGCAGCCGGGUCUCCACGAAAAUCCAGCAGCUUCUCAACACUCUCAAGCGGCCCAAGAGGCCCCCGCUCAAGGAGUUCUUCGUGGACGAUUUUGAAGAAAUCGUGGAAGUCCCCCAGCCGGACCCCAACCAGCCCAGGCCCGAGGGGCGGCAGAUGACGCCCGUGAAGGGCGAGCCCCUGGGCGUGGUCUGCAACUGGCCUCCUGCUCUGGAGGUGGCCCUGCAGCGCUGGGGCACCACGCAGGCCAAGUGCCCGUGCCUGACCGCCCUGGACGUGAUGGGGAAGCCGGUGUACACCCUCACCUACGGCAAGCUGUGGAGCAGAAGCCUCAAGCUGGCCUACACCCUGCUCAAUAAACUGGGCACCAAGAACGAGCCUGUGCUCAAAUCCGGAGACAGGGUGGCCCUGGUCUACCCCAACAACGACCCGGUCAUGUUCACCGUGGCCUUCUACGGCUGUCUCCUGGCAGAAGUGAUCCCAGUGCCGAUAGAAGUGCCUCUCACCCGCAAGGACGCCGGAGGCCAGCAGAUUGGCUUCCUGCUGGGGAGCUGCGGCAUCGCUCUGGCCCUCACCAGCGAGGUGUGCCUCAAGGGGUUGCCAAAGACUCAGAACGGCGAGAUCGUGCAGUUUAAAGGUUGGCCCCGGUUGAAGUGGGUGGUCACGGACUCCAAAUACCUUUCCAAGCCUCCCAAAGACUGGCAGCCGCACAUCUCCCCCGCCGGGACGGAGCCGGCUUAUAUCGAGUACAAGACCAGCAAGGAGGGGAGCGUGAUGGGUGUGACCGUGUCCCGGGUGGCCAUGCUGGCCCACUGCCAAGCCCUGUCGCAGGCCUGCAACUACUCCGAAGGGGAGACCGUCGUCAACGUCCUGGACUUCAAGAAGGACGCCGGGCUGUGGCACGGCAUGUUUGCGAACGUCAUGAAUAAGAUGCACACGAUCAGCGUCCCCUACUCCGUGAUGAAGACCUGCCCUCUGUCCUGGGUGCAGCGAGUUCACACCCACAAAGCCAAGGUGGCGUUGGUCAAGUGUCGAGACUUGCACUGGGCCAUGAUGGCCCACCGGGACCAGAGGGACGUCAGCCUGAGUUCGCUGCGCAUGCUGAUCGUGACCGACGGGGCCAACCCCUGGUCGGUGUCGUCCUGCGACGCGUUCCUCAGUCUCUUCCAGAGCCACGGGCUGAAACCCGAGGCCAUCUGCCCGUGCGCCACGUCGGCCGAGGCGAUGACCGUGGCCAUCCGCAGGCCGGGUGUCCCCGGGGCGCCGCUGCCGGGACGGGCCAUCCUGUCGAUGAACGGGCUGAGCUACGGGGUGAUCCGGGUGAACACCGAGGACAAGAACUCGGCUCUCACGGUCCAGGACGUGGGGCACGCCAUGCCCGGGGGGACCAUGUGCGUCGUCAGGCCGGACGGGCCCCCGCAGCUCUGCAAGACGGACGAGAUCGGGGAGAUCUGCGUCAGCUCCCGGACCGGGGGCAUGUCCUACUUCGGCCUCGCCGGGGUGACCAAGAGCACGUUUGAGGUGAUCCCGGUGAACGCGGCCGGGGCCGCCGUCGGCGACGUCCCCUUCGUCCGGUCGGGCCUGCUGGGAUUCGUCGGACCGGGGAGCCUGGUGUUCGUGGUGGGGAAAAUGGACGGGCUCCAGAUGGUCAGCGGUCGCCGACACAACGCCGACGACAUCGUCGCCACCGGCCUGGCCGUGGAGUCCAUCAAGACGGUCUACCGAGGGAGGAUCGCCGUGUUCUCCGUGUCCGUGUUCUACGACGAGCGCAUCGUGGUGGUGGCCGAGCAGCGGCCCGACGCCUCCGAGGAGGACAGCUUCCAGUGGAUGAGCCGCGUGCUCCAGGCCAUCGACAGCAUCCACCAAGUGGGCGUCUACUGUCUGGCCCUGGUCCCGGCCAACACGCUGCCCAAGACCCCGCUGGGAGGGAUCCACAUCUCGCAGACCAAGCAGCACUUCCUGGAGGGCUCCCUGCACCCGUGCAAUAUCCUCAUGUGCCCGCACACCUGCGUCACCAACCUGCCCAAGCCCCGCCAGAAGCAGCCAGUGGUGGGUCCGGCCUCCGUGCUGGUGGGGAACCUGGUGGCCGGGAAGCGGAUCGCCCAGGCGGCGGGCAGGGACCUGGGACAGAUCGAAGAGAACGACUUGGUGCGGAAGCACCAGUUCCUGGCGGAGGUGCUGCAGUGGAGAGCCCAGGCCACGCCCGACCACGUGCUCUUCCUCCUGCUCAACGCCAAGGGAACGACGGUGUGCACCGCCAGCUGCCUGCAGCUGCACAAGCGAGCGGAGCGGAUCGCCGCCACCCUGGGCGACAAGGGUCACCUCAACGCCGGGGACAGCGUGGUGCUGCUCUACCCUCCCGGCAUCGAUCUCAUCGCCGCCUUCUACGGCUGCCUGUACGCCGGGUGCGUCCCCGUGACCGUCCGGCCGCCCCACCCCCAGAACCUCACCGCCACCCUCCCCACCGUCCGCAUGAUCGUCGACGUCAGUAAAGCCGCCUGCAUCCUCACAACUCAGCCCCUCCUCAGGCUGCUCAAGUCCCGGGAGGCGGCGGGGGCUGUGGACGUGAAGACCUGGCCCACCGUCAUCGACACAGACGACUUGCCCAGGAGACGGCUACCUCAGCUGUACAAGCCCCCCACGGCCGAGAUGCUGGCCUACCUCGACUUCAGCGUCUCCACCACGGGCAUGCUCACCGGAGUCAAGAUGUCCCACGCCGCGGUGAACGCCCUGUGCCGAGCCGUGAAGCUGCAGUGCGAGCUGUACUCCUCCCGGCAGAUCGCCGUCUGCCUCGACCCCUACUGCGGCCUGGGCUUCGCCCUCUGGUGCCUCUGCAGCGUGUACUCGGGCCACCAGUCCAUCCUCAUCCCCCCGGCGGAGCUGGAGAACAACCUGUUCCUCUGGCUGGCCACCGUCAGCCAGUACCGCGUCCGGGACACUUUCUGCUCCUACUCCGUCAUGGAGCUGUGCACCAAGGGGCUCGGGAACCAGGUGGACGUGCUCAAGGCCCGGGGGAUCCAGCUGUCGUGCGUGCGGACGUGCGUGGUGGUGGCGGAGGAGCGCCCGCGGACGGCCCUGCAGCAUUCCUUCUCCAAGCUGUUCAAGGACAUCGGGCUGUCCCCGCGGGCCGUCAGCGCCACCUUCGGCUCCAGGGUCAACGUGGCCAUCUGUCUGCAGGGCACCUCGGGACCCGACCCCACCACCGUCUACGUGGAUCUGAAGUCGCUGAGACACGACAGGGUACGCCUCGUGGAACGGGGAGCCCCCCAGAGCCUGCUGCUCUCGGAGUCCGGGAAGAUCCUGCCCGGCGUCAAGGUGGUCAUCGUGAACCCGGACACCAAAGGGCCCGUCGGGGACUCCCACCUCGGAGAGGUGUGGGUGAACAGCCCGCACACGGCCAGCGGCUACUACACCAUCUACGACAACGAGACGCUGCAGGCCGACCACUUCAACACGCGCCUCAGCUUCGGGGACGCCGCGCAGACGCUCUGGGCCCGCACCGGCUACCUGGGGUUCGUCCGCCGGACGGAGCUCACGGCCGCCUCCGGAGAACGCCACGACGCCCUGUACGUGGUGGGAGCCCUGGACGAGACCCUGGAGCUGCGGGGGCUGCGCUACCACCCCACCGACAUCGAGACCUCCGUGUCCCGCACCCACCGCAGCAUCGCCGAAUGCGCCGUCUUCACCUGGACCAACCUGCUGGUGGUGGUGGUGGAGCUGUGCGGCUGCGAGCAGGAGGCCCUGGACCUGGUGCCCCUGGUGACCAACGUGGUCCUGGAAGAGCACUACCUCAUCGUCGGGGUCGUGGUGGUGGUGGACCCCGGGGUCAUCCCCAUCAACUCGCGGGGCGAGAAGCAGCGGAUGCACCUGCGCGACAGCUUCCUGGCCGACCAGCUGGACCCCAUCUACGUGGCCUACAACAUGUGAGCCGCCGGACGGACGGGGAGGCGAGGCCCCCGCCCGCAGGUGGACGGACGGGCCCCGGCCCCCGGCGCGGUCGGGGGCGG